CCAGUGCGCAGGCGCGGGAAAGUUGAAUUUCCAAAAAGUUUGUUGAAAUUGAGUGAAAGCGUGGUUGCCGGCGUAACUAGAACAGAACCCCGAACAAGGUGCCUCCAUGGCCGGCUCUGAAGAGCUGGGGCUCCGAGAGGACACACUGAGGGUUCUGGCAGCUUUCCUUAGGCGCGGUGAAGCUGCUGGGUGCCCUGUCCCAACUCCACCCAGGAGCCCUGCCCAAGAGGAGCCAACAGAUUUCCUGAGUCGUCUCCGAAGAUGCCUCCCUUGUCCCCUGGGUAGAGGAGCCCCUCCCCCAGAGUCCUCUCGGCCCUGUUUCCUUCCCCUACGCCCCUGCUAUGACUCGGGACCUGGUCCAGCUACUUCAGACUUCUAUGCCAUGGUUGCCCAGCGUCUGGAACAAUUGGUCCAAGAGCAACUGAGAUCUCCGCCCAGCCCAGAGUUCCAGGGACCCCCACCCACAGAAAAGGAAGCCCUGCUAAGGAGGCUGGUAGCCUUGCUGGAGGAGGAAGCAGAAGUUAUCAACCAAAAGCUAGCUUCUGACCCAGCUCUGCACCGGAAACUUGCUCGCCUGUCAGCGGGCUCCUUCGCCCGCCUUGUGGAACUCUUCUCCAGUCGUGAAGUCAGCUCCUCCCCAAGCUGUGCAAGCCCCUCAUUGCCAUGCCCGGCGCCCCCACCGCCAUCUCCGGAGCCACUGGCCCGCCUGGCUCUGGCUAUGGAGCUGAGCCGGCGCGUAGCCGGGCUGGGGGGUACCCUGGCCAGCCUCAGUGUGGAACACGUACACAGCUUUGCGCCCUGGAUCCAGGCCCAUGGGGGCUGGGCAGGCAUCCUGGCUGUGUCGCCUGUGGACCUGAACUUACCCUUGGACUGAGUGCUUCCCCCGAGGCUGCUGCAGGAGUGCCCACAGGUCCUGCUGACACGUGUUUCCUCUCAGGGCUCAGGUGGUGGCUGCCAUGCCCCCUCUCUUUUCUUUUUGCCAAAAAGAUUGUUUAGAAA
This is a messenger RNA of Chionomys nivalis (European snow vole), 999 nucleotides long. It is a transcript of the gene Bcl2l12, whose product is annotated as BCL2 like 12. The transcript has 7 exons. Lineage: Eukaryota; Metazoa; Chordata; Mammalia; Rodentia; Cricetidae. Gene Ontology annotation, biological process: regulation of apoptotic process. The record is from RefSeq and is a predicted model, not a curated record. The coding region runs from base 107 to 874 and encodes 255 amino acids.